AUGUCCUCGCCCAACGACAUCAACGUGAACCAACACCCUUCUGCCACGGACAUUGCGGAAGCAACGAAGCCAUCGACGACGGCACCAUCCGCUUCGCUGUCCAUCGACUCGAUCAAAUCGAUCGUGAACGAACAAGUCGAAGCGGCCACCAACCUCACUGCCGCUGCCCGUCAUAACAUCUUGGAAGGGGCCACGGAUGUGUGGACCACCGUCAAGCAACCCUUGACGGAAGUGGUGCAAGUGAUCCGAAAUGCCAACUCGGCCGGGGUGGGGACUCCCUUGCGCAAGUCCAUCGCCGACGUCCGUUUGGCUGCCAGCGACACAUUGAUUUCCGUCGAGGGCACAGUCAAGGACGCGGAAACGUCGUUGGAAAAGAACCUGAUCCCCGUGAAGGACGCCUUUGCCGUCGUGCAAGAAAAUGCGGCCAAAUUCAACACAUUCCGCAAAGCGUAUCCUGCGGUGGUGGUUGGAGGCGCCGCCUUGAUUUUCGGCCUUCCCACGCUCUUGCUGCGCGGCAAAGCACGGGGUGUGUUGAACGCGGUGGGCGCUGCCGGAGUCACUGCGGGCGCCAUUUACGGCGCCGAUGAAUGGGAAAAACGGCAACAACAACAGGCAUAA
Molecule: messenger RNA, 618 nt
Organism: Aphanomyces astaci
Lineage: Eukaryota; Oomycota; Saprolegniomycetes; Saprolegniales; Verrucalvaceae
Exons: 4
Coding region: 1-618 (205 amino acids)
Source: RefSeq, a predicted model, not a curated record